Molecule: messenger RNA, 876 nt
Organism: Rotaria sp. Silwood2
Lineage: Eukaryota; Metazoa; Rotifera; Eurotatoria; Philodinida; Philodinidae
Source: the annotation of a GenBank genome assembly
AUGUAUCGUUGUUCAAUAAUCGAAAGAAAAGCUCUUUCGAUAAUUGAAAAAUGGCGUGACUAUCGAAUGGAUAAAGAUUUAAGAUAUUUUGCAUAUUAUACUGCAUUGACACUAGUUAAAGAAGGUUCAAAUAGUCCUAAUUUGAUUGAGAUCAUCAAAAAAACACUGGUUAUUAAUACAAAGUUUCACUUGAAAAACAUCAUUACAGAUCUUUUCUAUGUACGACCUGUAAAUCCAACGAUUUUUCGUCAAGUCUUUGCUACUUUACAACAAAAUAUUCCUUAUUCUUCACAAAUUGAUGUUGGAAUUUAUUCCAAAGAAAUAUUAGAAUUAAUUCUAAGUUUAGAACUCGAACAAAUAACUUCGAAUAUUCAUCAUAAGAAUAUUACUAAACCAUAUUUAUUAAUGACUAACUAUUGUUCAGAACAUUUAGAAGUCUAUCUUAGACAAUAUUUGCUUGAAUUUAUGCAAAUAGAAAAUACUUUACAGCAUAAUAUUAAAGAAGAACAUUUUGCUAUUAUUUUUAAAUGGAUAAUCGAGAUAUGGAAUUUAUCAUCUGAUCAAGAUUUGGAAGUAAUUGUUCAACUUAUUGAUAUAUUUAUUGUUAAUCUUUAUAAUUAUUUAUGUAACAAAGAAAACAUUGAUUAUCUUACUGAUUUUAUGCCUAAUUAUGUUGAUAUAGCACUGCAAUUUUGUGAAAGAAAUUUGCAUGUAUCUCGUAGUGCUAUAAAGAAUUGUUCUUUUGGCGAAGAGAAAUUUCGAAAAGAAUACUUACUCUAUUUCUAUCAGACUAAUAAUCUAGCUGAUCGUAAGAUUUUAGUACAGUUGUAUGCUGCAUUUGAUGGAAUUACAAAUGAACUUGUUGAAAUGGACUGA